Messenger RNA from Beta vulgaris subsp. vulgaris (sugar beet), 1068 nucleotides. RefSeq lists its product as uncharacterized. The coding region runs from base 1 to 1068 and encodes 355 amino acids. The record is from RefSeq and is a predicted model, not a curated record. The transcript has a single exon. NCBI's taxonomy places the organism in Eukaryota, Viridiplantae, Streptophyta, Magnoliopsida, Caryophyllales, Amaranthaceae.
AUGACGGGGCUAAAGGAAGGAACUCCCUUCAGAAGUUAUUUGGGCCGAAAGAAGCUAACGAGCCUUACCGAGGUUUUGGGCAAGGCAAAUGACUUCAUCCGGGGGGAAGACUUUGAUAAAGCGUCACAUCCUAAGAGGCCUGCAGCAGAGGAGAAGGAUAAGGAAAAAGACCGUAAGGACGAUAAGUACCGGAAGGACAAGAAGUCGGACACCUCCAGUAGAAGAGAGAAAAGUAACUCUGUGAAGAAGGGCCAUGAAGGUCGACCUGAUAAGUACCACAACUACACUCCUCUCACGACAUCCCGCACUCAGAUAUACGAGUUGCAUAAAGAUGAUGACAAGUGGCGUAGGCCUAGGAAGAUGUACUACAAGGGAUGGGAUAAACCGAAGUGGUGCGAGUUUCACAGGGAUUACAGUCACAUAACCGAAGACUGCAAAGACCUUAAGGACGGGAUCGAAGACCUCAUUAGAAGAGGAUACUUCACCCAGUACCAAGCGAGGAUUGACCGAAAACCUCCAUCUAGAGAAGAUGAAAACGGCAACAGAAGGCCAGUCAAAGACAGGAUCACUGAAAUCCAUGUUAUCACUGGGAGACCGACAAGAGGUGGAAGCAUACACGGUGCUAAAGCAAGCCUGAAAGAAGUAAGGCACAAGGUGAACUACUACAACGCAGGGAAAUGGCCGGCACCUCCAGCCAUGCCAGCUGUGGCCUUUACGUCGGAGGACACCAGGGGCAUUAUCUACCCCCAUGAUGAUCCCUUGGUAGUAUCUCUGCAGAUAUCAACCGCAAUGGUUCAUCGCGUACUUGUAGAUGGAGGAAGUUCCGCCAAUAUACUGUAUAAGGAGACGUUUGAGAAAAUGGAUUUUGACACUGCAUGUCUGAAGCCGGUCUCAUAUCUGGUUAUCGGUUUCACAAGAGCGUCUGUCGUCCCGGAAGGAACCACUAAGCUGGCUGUGAAAUUGCGGGAAGGAUCCCAUUCCAGGGACCUGAUAGUGGAAUUCCUUAUUGUGGACAUCCCGGCAACGCACAAUGCCAUCAUCGGACGACCUCUGAUUCAUGACGCCUAA